GAGGAAGAAACACUGACAGAGUGAAAUGCGCAGGAGAGAGAAUGAGAGAUAGGAAAAGGGUGAGGUGGUGAAUGUGUAAAACCAAAUUAAGUCCUGCCAGUAUUUUGAGAUGCUCUGACAUAAAAGAUCUAGCGGUGGGGCAUUGUAGCAACCAAGGUAUGAUAGAAUUUUCUUUUACUUCUAGUGGAUAGGAAUUCGUAGAGGAAGUAGAGCUUUUACGUAGCUGUCCGAUGGCAUUGGUGUCUAACAUGUAAAUAAAUGUAUCGCUUGGCUAAUAGAGUGUAGUUAUUAUUACGAAUUCCUUUUGAAUUUUCGGUCAAUACUCCUUAUUUGUUUAGAAGUAAUUGUAGGGUUUUGUUAUUUUUUGAGACUUGAGACAGGCAUUUUAUUUGUGAGAUCUCAGGCGGCCAUUUUAUUUGUGCGACUUGAGACAGCCAUUUUAUCUGUGAGACUUGAGACAGCCAUUUUAUUUGUGAUAUUUCAGACAGCCAUUGUAUUGGUUAACUCUGGUCACGUGCGAUAUGCCACAGGAGAUAGUCAAGAGAGCGUCACUCAGUGAAAUAAUUUCGUCUCAGGUCACCCACCUUUUUUGUACCAGCGAUGACUGUUGGCUCGUCAUAAAAUGUACUACAACUGUAUUGUGUGUGUGUGGGGGUGGGGGGUGGGGUGGGGGGAGAGAGUUUACGUUCAUUAUUUAAAUUUCUUUUAAAAAACACCUAAGAAAACGAAGGACAACUCUUUAAGUCUUUAAGUCUUCUCUAGGUUAGAGCGAAUUUAAUUUCAGUAGUCCUAAACAAAUCACGCCGAAAGUCCUCUCCACGAUUAGAGGACUUAUCUUGGUUAGGAUCGAUACCGAUAUCUGGAUGUCGAUAAUUGGCAUCCAUCAAGCAAUCAAAAGUGCUGGAGUUUCAUGACCCCGGUCAAUUUCUUUACAAUCAAGAUAACGUGAUAAGUCGACAGCCAGGCGACUGCCCGCACACAAGGCAAAUAGAAAGUGCGGUAGUCCGUCAGUGCCUGAAGUGGCAUUUCAAGAAGACUGUGUUGUUUUUGCUGUUCGAUAGUGAGGCAACAGUGAGGCGGUAGUGGGGCCGUAGUGAAGCCAAAGUGAGGCUGUAGUGAGGCUGUAGUGGGGCCGUAGUGAGGUGUUCAAUAUACAUAUAUAGGACAUGAUAAAAACGUUUCCACCCUUGUAAACGAAUCUUGUAAAUUUAUUUUUUUUUUAAUGGGCUAUACAGGAAGAAUAGACAUAUAUUCUCAAACGCUAUAUUAGGUGCAAGGGGCACCCAACCCGGGUGCCAUCUUCAGAGGGUGCCAAAAUCGUCAUGUUUCAUGUAAAAUAUGUGUAUUACUAUGUACUUUUUGGGAAGAGGGCACCUAAACUCAGGCUUUGCCCCGGGUGAAGACUUUGCUCGACAGGGGCCCUGAUAAGUUGUUUCAACCCGACCCGUUCUAUUCUGGGCCACGUACGAGACGAACUUCAUGGAAACCCAACAUGGAGGACACAAAGAACUCCCACUUCCGGUCACUUGAUGAUACCCCCCCCCUAGGGUUGAUGUCAAAAGUGGGCGUCUGUUCACACCAUUUGUAUGUAUGCAGUGGCAAACGUCGUGGGGGGCGGGGGAGAGAGAGACCGAGAGUUUGGUUUCAACGAAGCUGUCAGUAAAGGUCAGGAAACCUACCGCAGGGGUUGCUUUAUAACUUUGAGACAUUUUAAAAUUCCGAAUAAUUUGGUAACUACAUUCAUAUAGAUCAAUUACGUAGCUACAUGCAUAUAGAUCAUUUGGUAACUAAAUUCACAUAGAUCAUUUGGUAAUUGCAUUCAUAUAGAUCAUUUGGUAACUACAUUCGUAUAUAUUUUGGUAACUGCAUUCACAAGGAUCAUUUGGUAACUACACGUAUAUAGAUCAUCUGGUAAAUAUAUUCUUAUAGAUCAUUAUGUAACUACAGUCAUAUAACUUUUGGUAACUACAUUCAUAAAGAUCAUUUGAUAACUACAUUCAUAUAGAUCAGGCCUGCACAACAUACGGCCCGCGGGUCGCAUGUGGCCCGCCAGCACCCACUUUGUGGCUGGCGAGGUAACGAAAAACUCUUUAUUCUUAUUAUUUUCGUAAUAGCUCGCCCCCUGACAUGUAUUCUUUUGGCCCAUGCAAGUCCUGUCCUAUUUUCUUUUGGCCCGCACAAGUUUUUCAAAAUGCAUUACGGCCCGCCUUACAUUUUGAGUUGUGCAGGCCUGAUAUAGAUCAUACUACAUUCAUAACUCAUUUGGUAACUACAUUCCUACAGAGCAUUUGGUAACUACAUUCAUUUAGAUAAUUUGGUUCCUUAAUUCUCGCAGAGCUGUAACUUUGACAAUCAAGUUUCAGCAGUUUACUAUAGCAUUAUGCUUUGUAUCAAAGGUAGCCAUGUCCUUUUGACAAGAGGAAGAGGGCCGUGCAAUGGGGAGAAAGGGAGGCGGUGGGAUAAAAGGUGCACAAAUCUUAGGCGCCAUCUUAAGAGGGGCAAACAAAUCGUCAAUUUUCAUGACAAAAAAAGUAUGCAGAAAUGUAUACAUUUUUGGGAAGAGGGUGACUCAAAUCUGGGAAGAGGGCAACUAAAUUCUGGGAAGAGUGCGACUAAAUUCUGGGAAGAGGACGACUAAAUUCUGGGAAGAGGACGACUAAAUUCUGGGAAGAGGACGACUAAAUUCUGGGAAGAGGACGACUAAAUUCUAGGAAGAGGACGACUAAAUUCUGGGAAGAUGGCGACUAAAUUUUGGGAAGAGGGCUACUAAAUUUUGGGAAGAGGACGACUAAAUUUUGGGAAGAGGGUGAGACUAAAUUCUGAGAAGAGGGCAACUAAAUUUUGGGAAGAGGGCGAUACUGAAUUCUGGGAAAAGGGCGACUAAAUUCUGGGAAGAGGGCAGCUAAAUACUGGAGUGAGGGCGACUAAAUACUGGGAAGAGGGCGACUAAAUUCUAGGAAGAUUGCAACUAAUUUUUGGGAAGAUGGCGACUAAAUUCUGGGAUGAUGGUGACUAAAUUUUGGGAAGAUGGCGAGACUAAAUUCUAAGAAGAGGGUGACUAAAUUCUGGGAAGAUGGCGACUAUUUUCUGAGGUGAGGGUGACUAAAUUCUAGGAAGAUUGCAACACAAAUUUUUGGAAGAUUGCGACUAAAUUUUGGGAAGAGGAGGACUAAAUUCUGGGAAGAUGGCGAGACUAAAUUCUGGGAAGAGGGCGACUAAAUUCUGGGGUGAGGGUGACUAAAUUCUGGGAAGAUUGCGACUGAAUUUUGGGAAGAUUGCGAAUAAAUUUUGGGAAGAGGAGGACUAAAUUCUGGGAAGAGGGCGACUAAAUUCUGGGAAGAUGGCGACUAUUUUCUGGGGUGAGGGUGACUAAAUUCUAGGAAGAUUGCGACAAAAAUUUUUGGAAGAUUGCGACUAAAUUUUGGGAAGAGGAGGACUAAAUUCUGGGAAGAUUGGCGAGACUAAAUACUGGGGUGAGGGUGACUAAAUUCUGGGGUGAGGGCGACAAAUCUCUGGGAAGAUUGCGACUGAAUUUUGGGAAGAUUGCGACUAAAUUUUGGGAAGAGGAGGACUCAAUUCUAGGAAGAGGGCGAGACUAAAUUCUAGGAAGAUAGCAAAUAAAUUCUGGUAAGAGGGUGACUAAAUUCUGGGAAGAGGGCGACUAAAUUCUGGGAAGAGGGCGACUAAAUUCUGGGAAGAUGGUGACUAAAUUCUGGGAAGAGGGCGAUUAAUUUCUGGAAAGAGGGCGACUAAAUUCUGGGAAGAGGGAGACUAAAUUUGGGCGUUGCCACGUGAGCAGACUUUCCUCGUCACGGCUCAGUUUCUGACUUUUAAGCCAGCUAUUACUGUGCCUUCUCAUCGUCCACUGAACAAUGGUGAGAAAACAGGCUGGGAGGGGCGGGAUCAACGCAUGAUUUAGCAAUGCUUUUAUUUUCUUAAAAAGAAUGAUGGAAAAACAUUUUAAGUAGCUGCUUACAACGUAGUGACGUCAUUUAAGGUAACUGCCUGCCCCACCCCACUACUCCCACCAACCGGCAACAACAAUACACCCCACCACUACCACCACCACUAAUCGAAAAGCGCCAUCCCAAUACCACCACCACCAAUAGCAACUCUCACCCCACCACUACCACUAGUUCUACCAACCACCAAACAACCCCCCCCCCACACAGAUUUAUAUAUAGAUAGAUAGAUUAGGUAGAUUAGAUAGAUUAGGUAGAUUAGAUAGAUUAGAUAGAUUGGAUGGAUGGAUGGAUGGAUGAUGGAUGGAUGAUGGAUGGAUGAUGGAUGGUUGAUGGAUGGUUGAUGGAUGGAUGAUGGGUGGAUGAUGGAUGGAUGAUGUAUGGAUGAUGGAUGGAUGAUGGAUGGAUGAUGGAUGGAUGAUGGAUGGAUGAUGGAUGGAUGAUGGAUGGAUGAUGGAUGGAUGAUGGAUGGAGGAUAGAUGGAUGAUGGAUGGAUGGAUGAUGGAUGGAUGAUGGAUGGAUGAUGGAUGGAGGGAUGAAUGGAUGGAUGGAUGGAUGGAUUGAUUGAUUGAUUACUAUUAUAUUUCUAUUUCAUCUUGUCCGAAUAUAUCUGGCUGUUUGCUGGGAUUACAAUGACCUCCCCGGGAGACAAUCCUUAUGACCGCCAUCACCACGUGACUUCCGUUAUCCCCCAGAUAAUCCACGGGCACUGGGCGGUGGGCCCCGUGCUGUUAAAUCCGCCUUAUCCCCACAUCACGUGAUGUGUGGCCCAUCUGAUAAGGGGAGUUAUGACCCAGCGAUGAUGUGGUGCCACGUGUCUUGAAUACUCCCCAUAAGCCGAUAUUAAGUAACCCGACUUGUCCAACAUUCGUGUUACAUUCUUAGCUGUUAAUGUGCCCAGCUGUUAAACAAGACUCAUUAUGUGUUCGGACCAAGAUAUUUGCCGCACCCCCCCCUCCCCCACUACUUAUAUCUGCAUGAUAAAAAAACUCUGUAGUUGUCCGAAAAUGCCCCCCCCCCCUUUUCAGUAUAUUAAAAGAAAAGUGGCACACGACGCGGAAAGCACCCUGUGCUUCGCCUGCUGAUAGAAUAGUCAACAUAGAUGUCCUCAGCUGAUAAAAUUACAAAUAUCCAACCCCAGAUGAUAAAAUGACAGAUAUACAAAGGGGCGUCAUUUCAUGGAUUUUCAGGGUGGUGGGGGGUGGGCAAAACCAAAACUUGGUAGACUUGUUAAGUUUUCUAUUUUUGGAGGUGCCACAGUAGAUAGCAAGUUAAAUAAAACCUGCGGGGGGGGGGGGGGGGGGGGGCAAAGGCCCCACCCUGCCCUACCCAAAUGACGUCUCUGUAGAUACAUGCCAAGCUCAUAAAAUGAGACAUACAUGCCUGGCUGAUAAAAUGACAUAACAUUAAAUGCCCAGCUGAUAAAUAACAUAAUGACAUGCUUGCCCAGCUUUUAAAAUGUCAUUACAUACAUGCCCAGGUGAUAAAUGACAUAAUAACAUGCUUGCCAAGCUGAUAAAAUGACAUAACGUACGUUCAGGCUGAUAACAUGACACAUAUACAAUGACAUGCCUAGAGGUUAAUGCAAAUGAAGUUCUUAUCAACAUGUUUAUAAUACGAAGCAGAUUAAAAUAAAGUCAGACAUUUGAGCAGCUUACCCUAGACAUUGGUUGUAUAACAAAAGAAAAACUGAAAGCAAUAACCACCACAUAAAUGUAUAUCUGUUCGUAUGCUGAUCUUUUCUUAUGUUGAUCUCUUCGUAUAGAGAUUGUUAUGUAGAGCUUGUUUACAACACUUUCCUCGUGCGUGCACUCUGGUUGACCCCACGUGAGACACUACGUUCAUAGAUGGGCGUGGCUUAGUCUUUUGAUCGGUCGUGUUUCUUGCCGACAGCAACUAAAAAUAAUAAAUUUGAUCUCAGUGGUGUUUUGUCGAAUGUUCGCGACAGUAAAGGCGUUUCUUGAUGCGUCGGUAGACCCACAAUAUAAAUAAAGGGUUUCGGAGAUUGAGAGAGAGAUUCAGACGGAGAUUGAGAUAGACGGAGAUAGAUAUUAUUAACUUUACGAGACAAUUGUAUUAUUCUUUGUGGGAUCAUAUGUGUUUAAUCGCAUUCAUCAUUCAUCAUUAUUAAUUGGCACAUUGUACUAACUGUGUUAACUGUGUACCUGUACAAGAUCUACCAUACUGUAAGUUGAUGAUUUGUAAUUAUAUUUCUUUUGUUUUGUAAUCGUAUUGUUACUAAAUUAAAUUUUUUUUUUAUUGUAAUUGGCAACUGUUUUGGGUGUCGUAAUUUUGUUAUUGUAUUUCUCUAUGGUAUCGUCCUUUGUUAGGCAACUGUUUCAACGAGCCAUAAAACUUAAAACAAGAGAUUAAUUUCUCACAAGGGAAGCCAGUGCUUAACAAGAUCCUUUCGUAUGAUGAUCUUCUGGUAUGAUGAUCUUUACGUCUGUUUGUGCCAUCAAUUGUUUUUCCUGCUUGUCCAGAAUCAAUUUUCCAAUUGAAAUGCAUUCUUGGUUUUGUUCCUCUUCCAAUCAGAUUAGUUCCGUUUCCUUAAGAAGAAAGCUUUAAUUAGCAAGAAGUUUUAUUUGUUUCAGUGGCUGUUUCAAUGUUUCUUUUUAAUUAUUCAAUAGUUUAUUUGUUUUUUUUCAGAGCCUAGAGUUUAUCUCAAAAUAAUUCAUGUUUGAAACAAACAUAUUUUAUUUUAUUUCGUGACUACACACUUUCAUUAAUAUUUGUGUUCAGUGGUUAAAGCUUGAUAAUAUGUUUGUGCAUUCAUUUCGUUUAGUUAUAAUUUAUUUGUUUUUAAAAAAUAUUUUUACCGCAUGGAUUUUGAUUGAUACCAAAGAGAUUUUCAAUUAGGUUUAUUUUAUGUUUAAAUAAACAACCACUGAAAACAUAUUUUAUCAUAUAAAUUCUUUAAGAAAUGUGAUCUCCAGUAGUGGGGCUGAAAAAAAUGUACUUCCCCUAAAUUUUUAGAAGAAACAAAAAAAAAAAAAAAACGCACUUGCUAUUAAAAAAAAAAUAGAAUCUCCUUUAGCGCAGUUAAAGAAAUCAGUGCCAUCCAAAUCCUUUCAUCUUCCCAUUGAAAAACAGGAUUGGGAUUGAAGCUGCAAAUUUGAAUUGGAUUGUCAUGGGCAAACAGUCGAUGUGCGAUGUUUCAGCUCGGAUUGUUGACGGGAAGUGGGUCUAUAGGUCGUCCGAAGAUUUUUGCCAGCCACCACUUACAAAAGCGAAUUUACUAAUGGAGGUUUCUAAAAAAAAAAAAAAAGUGUAACUGCAGUUUUCAGUGGAUUUCGACCAGCAAUUUGCUAUAUCCGAUAUCUUGUGGACCAUCUCAUGCUGCGGAUCAAAAGACAAACGACACGUGAAGAUGGAGGUUACGCAACAACUGAGGGAACCACGAAUGUUGUGUUGUAUCACGGCAUUACUGGUGACGCGGAAUCUAAAUCAUCGGGGUUAAGAAGAUAUUUAUUAAAGUAGGUGUGAAACUUUUCUCAGUGAUAGCACGUCUGGCAGUCCUUCAUCAGGUCUGACAAACAGAAGAUAGAGCGACUUUAAAUAACUCUCCGUUAGAUACCGUACCUUGUACUCAAGUAAGAGAGAACUUACUAAAAAAAACGCAUACCAUUUUUAAAAAAAAAUCUCAAUGUUAAGAUAUUAUUAUGUUUAGUUAACUUUCCACGAAACAGUUCUUUCCAACAUUUCUGCUUUGGUUCAAAACGUAGAGUUGCCUCUGUUAGAGGCAGCUGUAACAAUCACAUCAGGAUGAACCCUGUAAAGAAAUAGUGUAGCAGCGAGAUGAAGGAUCCAUCUGAAAAAAAGCAUUGCUUUACUCACCCGUCCCCUUAUUUCCAACAUUACUUUUGUAAGUAGCUAGCAUAAAUUUUAUUUUGGGCUUUUAUGUUAAAUUUAGCCGACCACUUGGAGACCCAUUCCCACGGUUGGUAACCAGGCCGAAGCCUUUUAUUCAUAGGGACAAAGGGGUCAUAUGGGCCUCAAAAUGACGCAGUGACCUCCAACCGUAUCGAGUGUCGUCGCUGACCAAUGACAGGCCCAAAAUCGAUGCUAUCUUAGAGUCCAAUCUCAACUUUAAACAAGGGUGAAAAGCUUUUAAGUUUAAUUGACUUACUAAUUAUUGUUUCAAACUCUAUAAACUAGAUUUACUUUAUUAUUUUACACCACGGUCUGAUCUACAGGCUGCCAGACGACCUACAGUAUGCCAGACGACAUACAGGUUGCCAGACGACAUACAGGUUGCCAGACGACCUACGGGUUGCCAGACGACCUACAGGUUGCCAGACGACCUACGGGUUGCCAGACGACCUACGGGUUGCCAGACGACCUACAGGUUGCCAGACGACCUACAGGUUGCCAGACGAUCAACGGGCUGCAAGACAACUUACAGGUUGCCAGACGACUUACAGGUUGCAAGACGACCUACAGGUUGCCAGACGACCUACAGGCUGCAAGACGACCUACUUGUUGCCAUACGACCUACGGGUUGCCAGACGUCCUACGGCUGCUUGACGACCUGCAGACGUCCUACGGGCUGCUAGACGACCUGCAGGUUGCCAGACAACAUACAGGCUGCCAAGCAACCAACAGGUUGCCAGACAACAAACAGGAUGUAAAUACGUGCAUUGCUGGUGUGACCGGACACGAAGAGUGGAGCUGUUUAAAAAAAAAAAUCAGUCAAGGGAUACAACUGCAUUUAAAAUUAUUUGAUAACAGACAUUUUGUGAUUACUCUUCUUGGAUUUUAG
Molecule: messenger RNA, 8724 nt
Organism: Lymnaea stagnalis (great pond snail)
Lineage: Eukaryota; Metazoa; Mollusca; Gastropoda; Lymnaeidae
Source: the annotation of a GenBank genome assembly